AUGGCGCCAACACUCUGUUUCAACUGCCAGGCCGCGAGAGCCGUGAUAAUACGACCCAAAAACCGCCAUAAACUAUGCAAAGCAUGUUUUAUCGAAAUAUUCGAGACCGAAAUCCACGAAACCAUCGUCUCGACCUCGUUGUUCAAGCGCGGGGAACGAAUCGCCAUCGGCGCUAGUGGUGGGAAAGAUAGUACAGUGCUGGCGUCUGUGAUGAAGACGCUCAAUGAGCGAUACGAUUAUGGAUUGAAUCUCGUGUUGCUGUCCAUCGACGAAGGCAUCAAGGGAUAUCGAGAUGAUAGUUUAGAGACCGUCAAGCGCAACGCGGAACAAUACGAAAUGCCACUCGAGAUCGUCGGAUAUGAUGAAUUAUAUGGUUGGACCAUGGAUCAGGUCGUCGCUCAAGUCGGUAAGAAGGGAAAUUGUACAUACUGUGGCGUCUUCCGAAGACAGGCCCUCGACCGCGGCGCGGCACGACUGGGUAUCAAGCAUAUUGUAACGGGCCAUAAUGCGGACGAUGUCGCAGAAACGGUAAUGAUGAAUCUCUUACGUGGUGAUCUGCCGCGUUUAUCGAGGGGUACGAGUAUCGUCACGGGUCAAGAUAGCUCGGAUAUGAAGCGUAGCAAGCCGCUCAAAUAUGCAUACGAGAAGGAGAUUGUGCUAUACGCGCAUCACAAGAAGCUGGAUUAUUUUAGUACGGAGUGUAUCUACUCGCCAGAGGCCUUCCGUGGUAGCGCCCGAACGCUUAUCAAGGAUCUCGAGAAGAUCAGACCGAGUUCUAUCCUUGAUAUUGUGCGAAGUGGCGAAGAUAUGGCAUUGUUGGUACCGCCUCAAGUCAGUAGUGUGAAGCGCGCCUCUUCUACCGCCGAUACGGAUGAUUAUUCGACCGGUGGAUGCGGAAACCAUAAUGGCCGGUCUAGUGGCGGGGAAAUGGCAGCGAUGGAGAAGCAACUUGCGGCGAAUGAGGCUGCCGAAGAUCAUGAAAUUGAAAUAACGCUGCCGACUGCCAAUGAUCCCAAAAAGCCAAAGAAAAUUGCUCAACAGCAGAUCAAGGGAAAGACAAUCAGGGCUCAGGUUAUGGGCAAAUGCGAGCGUUGCGGAUAUAUUUCGAGUCAGAAGGUCUGCAAGGCGUGCAUGUUGCUGGAUGGCUUGAAUAAGAAUAGGCCCAAGACUUCGAUUGAGGUUGGCUAUGAAGAGGAAGAGAGUAGCUCGACGUUGAUGCGUCAGAUGGAGAGUGUGCAAUUGACAUCUGGCUGA
Messenger RNA from Talaromyces amestolkiae, 1254 nucleotides. RefSeq lists its product as uncharacterized. Lineage: Eukaryota; Fungi; Ascomycota; Eurotiomycetes; Eurotiales; Trichocomaceae. Bases 1 to 1254 code for a protein of 417 amino acids. The record is from RefSeq and is a predicted model, not a curated record. Gene Ontology annotation, cellular component: mitochondrion; cytosolic tRNA wobble base thiouridylase complex. Gene Ontology annotation, biological process: tRNA wobble position uridine thiolation. Gene Ontology annotation, molecular function: tRNA binding. The transcript has a single exon.